CUGCCCCCGCCCCGCCCCAGUCCUGUAGGGUGGCCCUAGUGCCCCGCUCUGGGAUCUGGGGCCUUUCUUCGGGGAGUUAGUUCCGGUCCAGGGACUGACCUGUUCAGAGGCUUGGCUAUAGGGUGCUUCGCCUCUAGGGCAUGACUUCCUGUCUAGCUUCAAGGUAUGGGGGAGGUGGGAUUGGAUGUCUGAGGGAAUGGCACGAAGAUUGUUGACCUCUAGUGUAUUAGUAGUGGUUGGGGAAGGAAAAUCCAGUUCUUUUUUCUCCACUAUAGUUAGGUUAUUGAUGGCAUGGGACCAAAGAUGGCUUUUCAAAUUGUUACAUAGAAUUCCUUAAUUCUUCUUCCUCAGAGCUCUGUGAAGAUGCUUUUGCAUCUCAUCAAAUGCCCUGUGUUCAGUGUGUGUUUUUCAUCAUGAAUUGUUUCCAGCAUCACAUGGGCCUAAAACUUCCCCACCAUGAAAUCAGGUCUUGUACAGAUAUAAUGAUGCUUUAGGUACCACUCCCAUGUGUCAUCCUCAGGGUUUGUUUUUUUUAUUAUAAUAAAGUUGGAAGUGGAACAUCACAAUAAAUAAAUUAGCUGUGUGAAAGAGGGUACGUUGACAUCUGUCUGAUACUAGACUGGUGAAUGGGAAGAAGGUCCCAUCUGUGGCCUGUUUGUGGAAGCUGAGAUGAUGAAGGCGCUUCAGUGGGAACAUGCUGUGGUACAGGGUUGACGCUCCAUCCCGUAUGUGAUAGUGGUAGAGCAAUUGGAAAGGUUACAUGCAGAGUUCUGGUAAACUAGGAUGGAAGAAUCUCAUUUCAACUCCUCCCCGUACUUCUGGCCAGCAGCGCCCACAGUCUCGGGACAGAUCGAGAAUACCAUGUUCAUUAACAAGAUGAAGGAGCAGCUAUUGCCCCCAGAAAAGGGCUGCAGCCUGGCUCCCCCCCACUACCCCACCCUGCUGACAGUACCCACCUCUGUGGCCCUACCCACCGGCAUCUCCAUGGAUUCAGACACCAAGUCGGAGCAGCUGACCCCACACAGCCAAGCCCCCGUGACCCAGAACAUCACUGUGGUGCCAGUACAGUCUGCCGGGCUCAUGACAGCAGGUCCUGGCCUGGUGAUUACUUCCCACUCAGGUUCCCUGGUGACCACAGCCUCUUCUGCCCAAACCUUCCCCAUCUCAGCCCCAAUGAUUGUCUCUGCACUACCCCCUGGCUCCCAGGCUGCCCUCCAGGUGGUGCCUGACCUGUCGAAGAAGGUGAUAACCUCCCUCUCUGAAGGUGGGGGAGUUGCCCCUAAACCUCCCCGGGGCCGGAAGAAGAAGCGACUGCAGGAGGCGGGGCUGCCAGUGAUGAGCGAUCCGUUUGUGUUGUCAAACGAGGAUGAUGAGGACCAGCACAAGGAUGGCAAGACGUACAGGUGCCGGAUGUGUUCGCUGACGUUCUAUUCCAAGUCGGAGAUGCAGAUCCACUCCAAGUCUCAUACGGAGACAAAGCCACACAAGUGUCCUCACUGCUCCAAGAGCUUUGCCAACAGCUCCUACCUGGCCCAGCACAUUCGCAUCCACUCAGGGGCCAAGCCCUACACGUGCAGCUACUGCCAGAAGGCCUUCCGCCAGCUCUCCCACCUGCAGCAGCACACACGGAUCCACUCCAAGCUUCACACAGCGAUUGUCAAGCCGCACAAGUGUCCUCACUGCUCCAAGAGCUUCGCCAACACGUCCUACCUGGCCCAGCACCUCCGCAUCCACUCGGGGGCCAAGCCCUACACCUGCCGCUACUGCCAGAAGGCCUUCCGCCAGCUCUCCCACCUGCAGCAGCACACACGCAUCCACACUGGGGACCGACCCUACAAAUGUGCCCACCCAGGCUGUGAAAAGGCUUUCACUCAGCUCUCCAAUCUGCAGUCCCACAGGCGGCAGCACAACAAAGACAAACCGUUCAAGUGCCACAAUUGCCACCGCGCGUACACAGAUGCUGCCUCGCUGGAAGUUCACCUGGCUACGCACACAGUGAAGCACGCCAAGGUCUAUACCUGCUCCAUCUGCAGCCGGGCCUACACCUCAGAGACGUACCUGAUGAAGCACAUGCGGAAACACAACAUCCCUGACCCACAGCAGCAAGUGGCACAGGCUCAAGUUCAGGCCUCCCAACAGCAGCACUUCCAGCCGCAGGGUGGUGGGGCAGCGGGGGGCCCUUCUGGAGACACUAACCCCCCCAACCCUCCAUCCCAUUGCUCGUUUGACCUGACCCCUUACAAGACUUCAGAGCACCACAAGAACAUCUGCCUCACUGUCAGCACCAGCACCAUCCAGGUGGAGCAUCUUUCCAGCUCCUAAGAGCGACUUUGACCUAGGGAGCAGAAAACCUCUCGUGCAUAGCCUAUGCCCAGGGGCAGUGCUUGUGCAAUGGCCCCUCCUUGUGCAACAGCCUCUGGCCUCUCCUUGUGCAACAGCCUCUCCUGGCAGUGUACCCUGUUAAUGGCAGCCCCUGGAGUGAUAGCGUGUCUCCACAGGCAUCUUAUGCAACAGCCUGCUCCAAAGAGGGGAUACUCUCACCUGCAAGAGCCCCUUUCCUGUGCUGGGAGACAGCUCCUCACACAUGAGCCCCUGAGUUCACACACACAAGAAAGGCCUCAUUUUUGCCUCCUGUAUAAUUUUAAAACGUGUCUUGAAGGCUGGUGGAGGGGGCACCCUCUGGGCCACACAUGACGGGAUGGGAUGGAAAGAGGCUGUUUUUGUGCAGAGGGGCUUGAACGUAUGCUGGCAGCAGGGCAUUGACGGUUCUGACAAGGUUCACUGUGUGGGUUUUUUUUAGGAUUUUCUAAUGUGGCUAAAGGAAAACAUUAAUUCCCCUCUCCUACUUGUGGAAGUGAGGAGGGGUCAGUUCUCCAGCCCCAGGCUAGGAUAAUUCCCCUGUUCCCUGGGUGAAAGGGAGAACUCUUGGGGACAGGGGAGGUGAUGCGUAUUCCCUGGCUUUGACAUUGCCUAAGCUGUUGGAGGAUGUGGGAGGGCUGCAAUUUCUCUUCUCCCCUACUGGAGAACACAGGCAGGGUCUGUGUCUGGUCCAGCUGCCCUGUCUGCCACCCAGCUGUAGGAGAGAGACCACCCCACAGAGAUCCAGGGGAGUGGAUCCCAGGUCACUGCUGGGCCUGCCCUUUGUGGAUAAUGCAAUAGUAGCUCAGUCUCCAUCUCCCCCCAAAAGAGUCUGCAGGCAGCAUCAGGAAACCAAAAAAGCAGUGGGAGGAUAAGAGACUGCCACAGUGCUCAUUGCCCACCCCUCCCAUGUCCCCUUCCCAGGAACGAGGGGCAGGGGUUCUGACCCUCACCCUUCCUCUGCUCAGUUCAGCAGUCUGGCUUCUGGUUCCCAAAGCAGGAGGCGAAACAGACCAGCCUCUUCAAAGAGGCAGGAAAAGGCUAAUUCCUCCUGCUCGUGUCUCACCAUGGGCAUUCUUCCAGGCUCCCUCUUGCCAAGACGGGCUGGACUCACAUGGUAAUGGUGGCCUCUUUUAGAAACAGGACCAGCUGGAUUCCCCAGAAGGUGGACAAUUGAGGGAAGGGAACAGACACCCCAACAAGGAGAGACCAAACCAAUGAGAAGGGGGAGCCGCCAAGAAUAAACUGAAAGCCCCUUGAAUUUAUUAAAAAAAAAUCUAUUUCCUACCCCUGGCCCGCUCUGUUCUUGCUGUAACUGUUUCUAUCUCUGUGUUUAUAAAAUGCAUUAUCCAGGCAAAUUUUUAUUUUCAAUCUUUGUGUCUUCUCCCCCCCCCCCUUUCCUCUUUCUCUUUUUGUCUUUGAGUUAUUUUCAACGUCCCCUUUUUUUGGUCCAUAUGGUUUCUGGAUUAUCAUGUAAUUAUUUGUCUGGCUUUUAAUUGGAUCAUGAAGGCUGGCUCAGAAGAAAGAGAACAAGGAAGUAAGAAAAAAAUUAUUUAUUGAUAUUAAACCCAAAACCCCCAAGACCCCAAGCUUCUGUAUAAACUACUGCGAGAGGGUGGGUGUUUUACAACAUUGUAUAGAAAGAAAUUGGUGUAAAAGGCUUACUGGGGCACGGAGGUGCUGGUGUGAGCAUGAACAUCUUUCUGCCCCUAUGCACAAGGUAAGCGAGCAAGAAUUGUGUGUUCCUGCCUGUGUGCACCAGUGUAUCUAUGUGAGCAGCUGUAUAAAUGUGCAUCUCUACUUUUGAGUGUGAACAGUUUUGACAGAGGAACAUACUCCUCCCUCUGUGUGCUGGGCAUGAGUGGGCUGGAGUUGUGAGCGUUAUGUCCUUAUGCUCCUAUGCAUGCAUUGCUGCAAAUGGCUGUGGGAUUGUAUCAUCAAAUUUUAGGCCAGAAGGGACCAUUAGAUCAUCUGGUCUGAUCUGUAUAUUGCAGACCAUUACAUUUAACCAGUUACCCCUCUGUGCAGCUCAAUCACUUUUGUGUUUGGCUAAAGUCUAUCUUCCAGAGAGGCAUCCAUGCUUGAUUUGAAGAGGUAGAGAAUCCACCACUUCCCUUGGUAGUUUGUUCCACUAGUUACCCUCACUGUUAAAAAUUGUGCCUAAGUUCUAACUUAAAUUAGUCUAGCGCCAGGCUCUAGCCAGCAGUUCUUGCUAGAUUAAAGACCUCUUUAGUACCCAAUAUUUUCUCCCCAUGAAGAUACUUUGAUACUGAAAUCAAGUCACUUCUCAGUCUUCUGUCUGAGAAGAUAAACAGAUGGAGCUCUUUAAGUCUGUUACUGUAAAGUAUUCUCCACAGCCCUGAAAUCACUUUUGUGGCUCUUCUCUAUGCUCUGUCCAGUUUCUCCACAUCCUUGAAAUAUGGACUCCAAAACUGGAUGCAGUAUUCUGGUAUCAGUCUGACUAAUACCGUGUACAGGGGUAAAAUUACCCUCUUACUUCUGCUCAGUACUCCCCUGUUUAUAUAUCUAAGGAUCUUAUUGGUCCUUUUUGCAUCACUGGGAGUUGCUUGUCUAUUGUGACACCUAAAUCCCUUUCAGUGCCCCUGCUUUCCAGAAUACAGUCUGUAGGUGUGAGCAAUCAUUCCUUGUUCCUAUAUGUAUAACUUUGCAUUUGGGUGUAUUAAAACACAUUUUGUUUGAAUGGGCCCAGUUUACUAAGCAAUUCAGAUUGCUCUGUAGAACUGCUCUGGCCUCAUUCUGCCAAUCUUUGUGUUAUCAACAAAUUGUGCAAACAGUGAUUUUUAUAUUUCCAGAUCACUGCUGAAAAUCUGGCCUAGUAGCAAUCCCUGUGGAACCCCUCUAGAAACACUUCUCUUCAAUGAUAAUUUUCCACUGCCAACUAUUUGAGAUCUGUCAGCCAGUUUAACAUGUGCUCUAGUGAUAUUAUAUAGUGCUAUUUUUUAAUCAGAAUGUUCUUGUGCUGUACUAAGUCAAACACCUUACAAAAGUCUGUCUGAUACAUAUAUGCAGUUACCGUUUAUGAACCAAAAUUUUAAUCACAACAAAGAAUGAAAUCA
This is a messenger RNA of Mauremys mutica (yellowpond turtle), 5435 nucleotides long. It is a transcript of the gene ZNF384, whose product is annotated as zinc finger protein 384. The record is from RefSeq and is a predicted model, not a curated record. The transcript has 10 exons. Gene Ontology annotation, molecular function: RNA polymerase II cis-regulatory region sequence-specific DNA binding; DNA-binding transcription activator activity, RNA polymerase II-specific. Gene Ontology annotation, biological process: regulation of transcription by RNA polymerase II. The coding region runs from base 784 to 2322 and encodes 512 amino acids. Lineage: Eukaryota; Metazoa; Chordata; Testudines; Geoemydidae. Gene Ontology annotation, cellular component: nucleus.